CAGCCAGACAUCAUCGUCCUCGACGCCUCACCAUACACCAGACAUGAAGCUCGUCCUCCUCGCCUGCCUGGCCGCCCUGGCCGUCGCCGCUCCUCAGUUCGAAAAUGCAAUCCCUGUAUUGAUCCUCCGCGACGACCGUGUGGACAACGGUGACGGCAACUUCAACUAUGCCUUCGAGAGUGACGAUGGCAUCGCCAUAGAAGCCUCCGGCUCCUCUGGCUCAGUGGGUCAGAGCAAUAUCCAGGGCACCAUCAGGUUUAUCCUCCCCGACGGCACCCCCGCUGACCUCACUUACGUCGCCGACGAGAACGGCUACCAACCCCAGGGUGCCUUGCUGCCCACCCCCCACCCUCUCCCCGCCCACGCCCAGGAGCAGCUCCUCAUAGCCGACGAACAGCGCGCUGCCGGCAUCACCUUUGAUCAACGUGGGUUCAGAGUGAACAGAAAGUAAAACCAUUCUUUGGUUCAUCCCCCCUCCCCCCGUUGCCGACGAUUAUACCCUUCCAGAAGGUUAAAGGUCGGAUGUUCCCUGGCCGUUAACACCCGUGUCAUUACGGCAGGAACAACCCGCCUCGACCUUACCAUUAGACAGACGCACAUCUGAGGAGUGUCACCUCCCUUACCAAGACGCAGACGACCGACUUCCAGCAAGAACAUCUUCACUUAAAAUUAUCUCAAUGUUAUCAUCUUGUAUCAAGUUAUUUGAAGAUCACAAGCAAUGUUAAAUAUUACCUGUAAUAAACUAUAACUCAAUUAACAA
Messenger RNA from Homarus americanus (American lobster), 760 nucleotides. Its product is annotated as cuticle protein AM1159-like. The coding region runs from base 44 to 451 and encodes 135 amino acids. The record is from RefSeq and is a predicted model, not a curated record. Gene Ontology annotation, molecular function: structural constituent of chitin-based larval cuticle. Gene Ontology annotation, cellular component: chitin-based extracellular matrix. The transcript is spliced from 3 exons. NCBI's taxonomy places the organism in Eukaryota, Metazoa, Arthropoda, Malacostraca, Decapoda, Nephropidae.